GUAUGACAAGGUGUGACAUGAAAAUAGGAAGGGGGUCCUAAGUCCCCCGAGAGCGUGUGACAAAAUUUAACAUUGUUUGCUAUGUCUAUCCUAUACUUCGUCUGUGUUUUUAUGCAGAUGUCGCGACAUGUAAGUAUUUAAAUCUACGCGCAAACGUUAACAUUUUCGUAAGUAUUUCGCGGUAAAAUGGCGUUGUGGAAUAAAGUAUUAGCAGGAUUUGACAAAGACGAAGAAACAGUGAAUUUUGGUACACGAAUAGUCGCAGAAAAUAAUGAUUCGUUGUACGAAACCUUUACAUUGGCCACGAUACAAUCUGACGGAGAGGUAGCGAAACAACCAAAUGUUUUAGCAUCUGUGCAAUAUUCAAGAGUUUGUGUGGCAAUUGAUAAAUCAAUUACUAUAUUUGAAAAUGAAACGUGUGAAGAAAUGUUAUUGAGUGUCAGUUUUGGAUUACUAAUAGCAUGUUACUGUAUUUCUGACAAUGGUUUAUAUCUGUUUGUUGUAUUGUCAAAUGGAAUUUUAUAUUGUCUUCAUUUAUUAUCUCAAGAAGUAAUUUUUACAAAAAAUGUAACAAAAGAUGAUGAUCCUAUAGUAACUAUGUUUCUACAACAUGAAUGUGAUCAAUAUAUUAAUGUAUAUCUUGUUGCAAAAAGUGGAACUAUUUAUAGAGUAUCAAAUUUCAACUAUAAAAUUAUCGAAGCUGCUAUUUCAAAUGAAAAUGAUGAUAUAACAGUAAAGAAGGUUGCAGAAUUAGUUCAAUGUGCACAGUUGUUUAAAGGUUUUGUUAAUAAUGAGGUAAUAUAUGCUGCUAUAGGUGUAAUAAAUGAAGAAAUAUCAAUAGCUAUAUUGUGUUCAAAUAUGUUGUUUUUAUGGCCCAGUGAGCAUUAUAUUAAUUUUAAUGCAAAAUCUUCUAGUUAUAUUAAAGUAAAAUUUUUUAAGAAUAAUAUUGCAAUGUUAUGUUUAUGUAUGGAUAACACAUUGGAUAUGGUAUGUCCUCGAACUUUACUUGGUUUAAAAGUAUAUCAAAAACCAGUAUCAGACUUCGCAAUAAUUGAAAAUAUUGAUAGUAGUUUAUGUCAGAUUCUUAUUUUAGCAGCAAACGAUGGAGAACAUAAUGUAUGUACAUUGCGUCUUCUUUCAUUUCCAGACUUUGAACAGAAGUUUCAAAUAGAUGUACCUAUCUCUGUAUAUCUUGUGGAAAUCAUGGAUCCCCGUGAUGAAAUAAUUUUAUUUUUAGAAGGGAUAAACAAUUUUCAGAAUAAUAUUAAGUAUAUAGAUACAAUUAGAAUAAAGACUGUAUCUGAAAGUCUACCGGAAUACCAGUUACAACGUUUAAUACGAAAAGAGCAGUUUGAUAAAGCUGAAAUUUUUGCAAAAAAAUUCAGUUUGUCCACAGAAUCUAUUUACUUUGCAAAAGCAUCAUUAUUAAUAUCUAAGUUUGGACCUUGGACAAAAAAUGGUUCCAAUCUAAUUCAAAUAGAUGAUCUUCUUAGUAUAUUAGAUAAAAUAGAAAAUGUGCAACAUAUAGUAGAAUGUUGUAGUAAGGCUCUUAUACCACAAUAUAAAGAAAUGAAAAAAAUUUAUUUAUACGCGCGGACAAAGAUAACAGAAAAUACUGCAAAAAUGGUAUCCGAAGAUCAUCUGAAUCUUCUGUUUUCAAUUAAUAGUAUACUGCAUAAAUUAGAAACAUUUCAUUUGAUUUGGGGAUUUAAACAAGAUUUUGAUUGCUAUGAUGAUGAUACUAUGAAAGAAUGGAUAAGAUUUUCACGAGCGAAUUUGAUGAAAGAAUAUAUGACAUAUUUAAGUCUAGGAGAAAUGGAAGCUGCUACACUGAUUUGGUCCAGACAUCUCCCAGACAUAAUGGAACAUAUAUCUGUGAAUUUUGUAAAAGAUAUAUUUUCAACCCUUGAUGAAAAAUUAUCUCCAUCUGUGCUUUGGCCAUGGUUAUCACAUUUUAUACCUACUUUACUAUCUUUUAUUCCUGAUGCCAUAUGUGAAAUUAUUUCCUGGGGAUGCAAGAAAGUUAAAUUAUGUGAACAAUUACAUCAUAAUUUAUGGCCUCAAAUUGGAAUUGAUUUUAGUAAUAAAUUUAUAAAAUUACUCAGACUCGAAGAGAAUCAUCAUUCUUUAGUUAUUCACCAUGAAUACUUAAGUAAUGAUUCAAAUUUGAAACAAUUUGUUUCUUUAAUACAAGCCAUGUCUGAUAUACAAAAAUUGAAAGUUACAUAUAGAUUAACAAUAUCUCUUGAUGCUUACAUGGGAGACCCUAUUGAAGUAUCAUAUAUAUUACUGGAUAAGAUACAUAUUGACAUUAUUCCAGAUUUUAUAAAUCAUUUUUUAAAACAAUAUAUGCUGAAUAAUUCUUUGCAAAAUGACUAUACUCUCUCUUCGUAUAUACAGAAAAUAAUGAGAAAUUCUAAAAGUUGGUGGUCAGGCGAAGAAGCUCCAUGGGAAAGACGUGUUGUUGUGAUAAUUGGUUUAAUUCAAGAUAUAGAAACUAGAUUGCAACAAACACUAGAAAUAUUAAAAAAUGCUUCAGUACCAUGGAGUUCAAUUAUGGUGAAUUUGGCAGAAAUAAGUAGUAAUUUGGACCACACUUUAGCAUCUCAAAUUAGAAUAGAAGUUAGCUACGUUUCAAUAAAGCUUAUAUUAAAGAAGUAUAAAUACGAGCAUGUUGGUAUAAAUGAUAAAUUAAUUUAUCGUAUAAUAAAAGAAAAUCAUGAGGACAUGAUUUCGGAUAUUCAACAAAUAACUAAAAAUGAUCCAUUAUUACAAAAGAAGGCAUUGUCAUCUUGUACAAAUUACUAUUUGUCUAGAGGGAAUGUUACAAAGGUAAUGGAAUUAUUAAACUCUAUGGAGGCUAAUAUUUUAUUACAUUGCUGCAUUCAAAUUGUAAAUCAUGUUUCAGCUAGUUUAACUUUGAAGAAUAUGCCUAAAUCUAUUGAACAUUACGUUGAAAUGUUGGGUUGGGUGAAAUUACAAUUCCAGGGAAUGUCAAAAAAAUAUAAAGUUCAAUCUCACUACUAUGAUAGCAUUAUUGUUAGUAUAGCCGAAAUAAAAUCAAUGUAUGUAUUAAAAAAGGAAUUUCAAAUUAACAUUUCAAUAAAAGAAUAUGCAACAGAAAAAAAGAAAAUAUUGAAGAACUAUAUUGAAAAAUUAUGCAAUGAGAAUAUACAAAAGAAUGAUAAUUUUAUUAUUGUGUAUACAAAAAUUAUAAAAGUAGCAGACCUACUUGAAAUGCAAAAAAUUGAUGCUGUAUGUAUGUUAUUAGAGUGGACAAAAAAUAUAGAUAUAUUUAAAUAUUUUGCCAGAUGUAAAGAAGAACGAAUAAGUAUAACAUUAAAUGAAUGUCCAUACAUGUUCAAAAUGUGUUUAAUGAUGUUACAACAUAUUAAAAUGGAUGAAGAUAUUGUCAUCACUAUACAAAAUUUAAUUUCUUCUACAUUAUGUGUUUGUGCAGAUGAUCAAUUGCAGUCUAUGUUGUUAUUAUUUGUUGGAAUAAAUUUGUAUCAGGAGUGCUUUAAUAAAAGUAACAAACAUGGUUCAAGUGUGUUUGAUACAAAACAAGAAGAAAUGUCAAAAAUGGAUUGGAAGUUAUACACAAUAUAUAAAGAUCUAGCUAUUGCUGCAGACGAAUUAAUUCUAUCAUUAUUUAGAGAUAUGAUCUCCAUGCAACAACUUUAUUUAAACUCCUGUAAUAUAGAUGCUGAAUAUUUAAAAAUAGAUGACAAUCAAGAGUCGUUAAAGAAUUUACUUGAUAAAAUGAGGAAAUUAAAAGUGGAGCAUAAUGAAUAUUGCCUGCUACAGAUUAUGAAGACUUUAUAUUUCAAUUUUUAUAUUCUAAUAGACGUAAAUUCUGAUUUACUAACAGAAAUUAAAACAGUAUAUUAUCAAUUUUUAAUAAUAUUGUUAAAAAAGGUAAUAAGUUCGCGAACAUUUGAUCCCUAUCUUGGGUUAUCCUGCUUAUUUAUGUUACCCGAAUUAGAGACGUGCAAAUGGAUCUCUUCUACUUGCAAAAUAUAUCAGUUAGAUUGUACUCGACACUUCAGAAUAUCAAUACUUGGGUAUGAAUAUUUCCGUUUGUGUAAAAAUCCAUCAAUCUUAAAAACUUAUAAGGAUAAUAAAAUAUUGCACUCUUGGGCACAGAAAUUAUUGAAAUAUUCUAUUUCAUACAAAGAAAUUUUAACAAGUGAUGCAAUAGGAAAAAGGGACAUAUUGCAACGCAUUAUGAAUUAUAAUGGCGAUAAUAUGAUUACUUUACUUCAAGAUUUUUGUACUGACUUUGGUUUUAAUAUACAAGACUGCUUAUUGAUAUAUUUGCAAACAAUAGUAAAAUCAUGGAAUCCAAAAUUAAAUAUAUCCAACCUUAAUGGAAAGAAAGAAUUACAUAUCGACGAGGAUGAAAUAUAUGAACUAAAAAGAAAGUGUAAUAUGGUGGCUGCUAAAAUUUUAGAUAAAGUUGCCUUAAAAAAUUAUAUCAUUACUAUGUUAUCACAAGUCAAUUUUUAUCAUUAUGAAAUAUUUAUAAUCCUUAUGGAUCUUAUAGAAGACAAAAAUAUUGAACAUAGAAAUUACUUUUGUUUCCUACAAAAUUAUACUCGAAAUAGUCAACCGACGCAAAUAGAACGCGAUGAAUGGAUGCAUCUUAAUCCAAGAUAUACAUCUCUACCACCUAUAUCUGUAUGGCGAUUACCUUUUUUGCCUAAAAUUGAAUUAUGGACUUUUAUAACUCCAGAAUUGAAUUUAAAAAGUUACAAAAAGUGGUUGGAUAUAGCGCCUAUUCUUAAAUUACAACCCCAUAUCAUAUGUACACUAGCCAUUAAAGGAGAAAUAACACGUACAUGGGGAAAUAAACACAAAACAAACAAAUGGAGUCUCUGUCCGAAAAACAGUAGUUUAUUAAACGAUAUAAAAAAAUGUAUAGAACAGAUGACUGGACCGAAUGCAUUAUAUUAUAGCACAGCAGCGUUAUAUUAUGUUGUCAAUCAUACACCUCCAGGUGCUGAUCAAGUAGCAGCUGUCGAAGAAUGUUAUAAAUAUGCUCUACUAUCUGUUCAGAAAUCUACUAAGUUUGAAGAAGGAAUGCUUGAGAAAAUAAAAUUCAAGUAUUUACACUUUACAUCAGAACAUAUCUUACGUACACAUGGUUUAGGAACCUCAAAUUAUUUAUCAUUGAUUGGAAAUCCAUACAAGUUAGUUCGUGAAUUGUAUACAGACGAAAGCAUACCACAAAGAUAUCGAUACAUUACAGAUCAUAGACCAGAUAUAAAUUCUGCAGUUAAAGCGAUCAGUGAACUAUGUUCAAUUAAUAUAGUUAAAUUGCGAAUGGAAUUGUUGCAAGAAUGGUUACAGCCAGAUAUUAAGUAUAUGAAAUUUAAUCAAAGUAUAACGGACACGUUUUCAAUGGUAACAAAUUCUGAACCAAAUUCGAAUUCUGAUGAUAAUUUAUUAAGACUGUGUUAUAUUCUGGAGUAUGGAGAUCUUGAAUUGUCAGCAAAUUUUCUAAUAAAUAUAGGUUUCUGCGAAAAUAAUGAAGAUCACAGUCCUGAAGUUCGUUACAGAGCUCUAUGUGUAUUGCAAACCAUACUUGAUGCUUCUAAAUUAGAAGAUUUAACUAAACGCGAUAUUCAAACAAUUAGAGAAUAUAUGAAGUCUCUAAAGUAUAUAGGUAGACUAGAAUCAUUAGGAGUUGGAUACAAUGUACAUACAUUUGAAACAAGUUCCAAGCAUGAAUUAGUACAAAUAUUAUGGAAGACACAAAAUUAUUCGCAACAAGCACUUAUUCUUAUUGCCCAAAUAUGUAUAGACUUUGAAGUAUACGAAUAUACCUUAUGGGAUAAAAAUUUAACGCAAUUAGCUAAAUUUUUAAUGAUUAAUGAACUAAAAAAGAUUUUAUUACAAGUGCGAAACAUAAGUGUGAUUGUAAAUUGUAAUGGCUACUUGUUAGGAUGGCAAGUAGUAAUUUCAGAACCAUUCAGAAAAAUGGAUUUAAAUCCAAGUCCAGAGCAAAUAGACAAUUGCGUUGAAGCGUUAAAACUGCUGCAUUCAUGUCCAGUUGUACAUACGUUAUAUUUCAGUGAUAUUAUAAAAUACUGUUUUCAGUGCCAACAAUCCCACUUAGCUGCUGCAAUUUUACCCUUUUUAAACGAUGAUGAUAAAAAAUAUGUUUUAGAGGUAAGUAGUUUAGCUUUUAAUAAACUAUGAUUGAUUGAAGUAUAUAAAAUAUUCAACAAGAUUUAAACAAAAUUGCUUAUAGAAAAUCAAGAAUACAUCGAAUCUUACAAAUGUCUUAAAGAAUUUAAAUGACUUGUUGUCAAAUGGCAUACUUUGUGUGAGUUAUGUAAGUAUAUUGAUUCGUU
Messenger RNA from Nomia melanderi (Alkali bee), 6359 nucleotides. Lineage: Eukaryota; Metazoa; Arthropoda; Insecta; Hymenoptera; Halictidae. The record is from RefSeq and is a predicted model, not a curated record.